CGGAGGAGCAAGGAGCGUGGCUGGCGAAGCAUCUGAUAAUCUGUGGAGUGAUUUGUUUCAAAGCCAAGCCCCGGUGCUGCCGUCAUAGGCUCUUGGCCUAGCAACCACAUGUUUCGGGUGUCUGGGGACGCUUGGCGAUUGUCAAGAGGUGUGUGUACUAUGUGUGUGUGUUGCGCCGAGAGGAUCAUCCUCGCCUUACCGCUCCCGGAUGCCCGAGGAGAAAAAGCAAUGCGAACAUCUUCUGUCGUGCCAGCUCAGCACGACCACACGACCAACAACGCCCGUUGGGAAAUGCUCUUCCGAAAGAAGCUCCGUCGAGAGAGGGAUGAUCGCGGAGACUUGGAGAUGUUUGAAACGCUCCCCGCGUGCCGGGAUCGUGUUGCAGUCAUUGGUGCUUAUCUUUGGGCAUGAAAAAACCUUUUGGUGCUGCGUUAAGAUGUGCUGCUAUUCGACGGUCGACAGGGAAGACUGGGUAUGCGAUCUCCGCAUGGCCGUGCCCAACGUUCACGCUGGCCUUUGCUCCGCCAUGUUGCGCAGAUUGCUCGGGGAAUGGCAAAGUGAGGCUUUCGGUGCCGUCAUAUGCACAUGCGCGGCAUGGGCGCGUUCGUUGGUGCGUCCGGUAUUCUGGUCCUUCUCGAGCUAUCUUGGAUUACUCGUUUGGGAUACUCGCUGAUUGCUCUAGCUGAAGAAUGCUGAGGAUUGCGAGAGUAGGUAAGUCUUUCUCAUUUGGUUGAACUUCAAAUUCCGUUUUUCAUGAAUCCAUCUUUCUUCCCCUGAAGAGUCUUCCUUUCUUUUCUCUUACUUCUGGACUGGA
Aplosporella prunicola CBS 121167 is the source of this 814-nucleotide messenger RNA. RefSeq lists its product as uncharacterized. The coding region runs from base 209 to 673 and encodes 154 amino acids. The transcript has a single exon. NCBI's taxonomy places the organism in Eukaryota, Fungi, Ascomycota, Dothideomycetes, Botryosphaeriales, Aplosporellaceae. The record is from RefSeq and is a predicted model, not a curated record.